Messenger RNA from Didymella exigua CBS 183.55, 5349 nucleotides. RefSeq lists its product as uncharacterized. Gene Ontology annotation, cellular component: chromatin; nucleus. Gene Ontology annotation, biological process: negative regulation of transcription by RNA polymerase II; chromatin remodeling. Gene Ontology annotation, molecular function: chromatin binding; ATP-dependent chromatin remodeler activity; histone binding. Bases 218 to 5071 code for a protein of 1617 amino acids. The transcript has 4 exons. The record is from RefSeq and is a predicted model, not a curated record. Lineage: Eukaryota; Fungi; Ascomycota; Dothideomycetes; Pleosporales; Didymellaceae.
CCACUCUCCACCGCGGCGGUAGCCGGCUCAUUGGCCGCACACACACCGUCCCCAGGAGUUGUGUCGCGACCUGUGCCAUAUCCUUGGAAUUUCUCCCGGACUUCGACGCCACGCGCACUGUUCGAAUCCACACACAAGUCUCGAUGAGCGCAUCGAGCUGUCGAAGCUCCGCCCGCUACCGUGGACGCGUCGCAGCGCCGAGUUUCGAACCGCCACCAUGUCCUCUGACGACGCUGCCCAGCUCAUGGCUGCCUUCCGAAAAGGCGGCGCUACACGCUCCGGCGCAAAUGCCACCAAGUCAGCAAGCGGCACUCCCGCCCCGCGCCGUUCAACACCAAGACGAUCGCCCGCGCGACGAGCGGCCCCAAACAAGCGUGUCUCUAUCGCUGUAGAAGCCCUCUUGUCGGAUUCAAGCUUGGGCGACGAAGCCGUCAACGCCGCAUCUCCGCCAAAGGUCCGACGCCUCCUGCACGUUCGCCCGAAGCCAGUCGCAAACAAGGAAGAGUACACGUACCACGAGCCACAGGAGGAGGUUGAGAGGAUCGUUAGAGAGUCCACCAGGCGCGGGCGCCAUGUCGGCUAUGUGGUCAAGCUGGUGGGAGGCCGAACUAAAGAGGUUAACUUGGACGAGCUACUCGAGCUUCCAGGUGGUUCAGAAGCUCUCCACAACCACGAGCAGGACGACGCCUCCUCUCCUAGCGCAGACGACAUGAGGCUCCGCGCCAGAAGCUCGAGGCCGAACCGCAACGGCUUCGUGGACAUCACCACAAUCGGCAUCUCCUCCUCAGACGACGAUGACGUGGAAGAAGACGACGACGACGACGACAACGAAAACGACAACGACGACGACGAGGAAGAGACCAGCGACUCGGACGACAUCGUGCGCUCAGACGUCCUGCCCGGCCGCAAGCGCAAGCGAGGACGUCCACGUGCCUCCAAGCCUGAAAAGGUCCAGCGUGUCCCUGCUCGCCAGUCUGAGCGGUCAACACGCGCCACCGUCGACAUGGGCGAGAGGGACGAGAACGACAUCUACCGCUCAGAUUCUGCGCCCAAGGCCUCGGCCCCGCAGGUCAAGGUAGUCCGAGAGACAUUCGAAACCCUACCCCGAGGCGACCUUUUCCGCUCCCGCCACGCCGAAGGCUGCGAAGUCUGCUACGAUGGCCCCAACGUCGCCCCUCUCAUCUACUGCCAAGGCUGCUCCCUUGCGUACCACAAGAACUGCCUGGGCAACCGCAGCUCUCGCGAGCACCUCGUCACCAAAAUCGGCGAUGAGAGGUUCGUCCUGCAGUGCAAGCGCUGCGUCAACGUCUACCAGAAGAAGGACCGCUAUGCGCCCAACCUGGCACGAUGCCAGGAUUGCAAGAAAGACGGCGACUCGUGCAGCGCCUUCAGACACCGAAAGACUACCAUGCAAGAGAUGAAGGAGCGCGAGGAGAAUGGCGGCGAGGAUCCCGUCCACGACGUCCCCUCUGAGCUCAUCAACAACUCCCGCAACGUACUCUUCCGCUGCACCAAGUGCUUGCGCGCCUGGCACUAUCACCACCUGCCUCCCUUGUCGCCAUACGCCAUGGAGAUCAACUGCGACAACGAGGAGCUCGCAGACGACCGCUUCCGCGAGUACUCGAACAAGUGGAAGUGCAAGGAGUGCGACGAGACCGCCGACAGGAAGGUCGGAGCUCUUGUCGCCUGGCGCCCUUCCGAUGUCGAGAGUUUCGAGCCCGGCACGCCCUGCGAGCGGGUCAACGAAGACGACAAGCAAUACCUCGUCAAGUGGGAGAUGCAGUCGUACUUCCGCGCACAGUGGUUUUCUGGAGCCUGGACAUGGGGUGUUAGCGCGACGGCCAUGCGAAGGGCUUUCUUCAGGAAAGAGGACGGACCGAAGAUGCGAACCGAGGAUGCUAUUCCCGAGGAGUAUCUGCGCAUCGACAUCGUCCUCGACGUCCAGUUCACGAGCAUUGUCAAGGUCAGCACCGAAGACAUCGACAAGGCUCGUAUCAAGGAGGUCGGCAAGGCCCUCAUCAAAUACAAGGGCCUUGGCUACGAAGACGCCGUCUGGGAGCAGGUGCCAUCGUCCGAAGACGGCGACCGGUGGCUGGACUUUGUCACCGCGUACAACGACUGGGUAGCCGGACGUUACAUCAGGUGUCCUAAGCAAGGCCCCCUCAAGUCACGACUCGACAAAGUCCGCGACAAGCCCUUCAAGGAUCUACUGAGGGAGAAGCAGCCGGACAACCUCACGGGUGGUGAGCUGAUGAAGUACCAGAUGGAAGGUCUCAACUGGCUGUACUACCAGUGGUACAUGCUGAAGAACGGCAUUCUCGCCGACGAAAUGGGUCUCGGCAAGACCAUCCAAGUCAUCGGCUUCAUGGCCACACUCGUGCAGGAACACAACUGCUUUCCCUUCCUCAUCGUCGUGCCAAACUCGACAUGUGCCAACUGGCGUCGCGAGAUCAAGCAGUGGGCUCCGUCCUUGCGCGUUGUCGCCUACUUUGGGUCUUCGCUAGCUCGCGAGAUGGCCUACAAGUACGAGCUGUAUCCCGACGGAACCAAGGAUCUCCGAUGCCACAUCGUCGUUACCUCUUACGAGGCCGCCGCAGACGACAGCAGCAGGAGGUUCCUUCGAGGCGUCAACUGGGCCGGCCUGAUUACAGACGAAGGCCAGCGUCUCAAGAAUGACAAGAGCCAGCUGUACACUGCACUGUCGGCAGUCAAGGCACCUUUUCGACUGCUCAUGACAGGUACACCGCUGCAGAACAACGCCCGAGAGCUGUUCAACUUGCUGCAGUUCCUGGACGACACCAUCAACGCUGCGGAGCUCGAGGAGAAGUACGCCGAGAUGACUUCCGAGAACAUCAAGGACCUCCACGACAUGAUUCGACCUUUCAUCCUCCGCCGCACCAAGGCUCAAGUGCUGACCUUCCUGCCGCCUCUCGGUCAGAUCAUCCUGCCUAUAUCGAUGAGUCAUCUCCAAAGGACCGUGUACAAGUCGAUCCUGUCCAAGAGCCCUGAGCUGCUGAAGGCGCUGUUUACGUCAGACAACGGUCUCAAGCAGCAAGAACGUGCGAAUCUGAGCAACAUCUUGAUGCAGCUGCGCAAGUGCCUGUGCCACCCCUUUGUCUACAGCCGCGAGAUCGAGGAGCGAACCGACGUUGCCGCCGUCUCUCACCGCAACCUCGUCGAGGCCUCUGCAAAGCUGACUCUGCUGGAGACGCUGCUGCCGAAGCUGAAGGAGCGCGGGCACCGUGUGCUGAUCUUCAGUCAAUUCCUCGACAUGCUCAACAUCGUCGAGGAUUUCUUGGACGGCAUGCAGAUGGCCUACCAGCGUCUCGACGGCACCAUGGGCUCUCUUGAGAAACAGAAGCGUAUCGACCAGUUCAACGCGGCGGACUCACCGCUGUUUGCCUUCCUCAUCUCGACACGUGCAGGUGGUGUCGGCAUCAACCUUGCCACAGCCGACACGGUCAUCAUCCUGGAUCCCGACUUCAACCCACACCAGGACCUGCAGGCCAUAGCUCGCGCCCACCGCAUCGGGCAGAAAAACAAAGUGCUCUGCUUCCAGCUGCUGACCCGAGCCUCGGUCGAAGAGAAGAUUGUGCAGAUGGGCCGCAAGAAAAUGGCGCUCGAUCAUGUCGUUGUGGAGUCGCUUGGCGACGAGGAUGCCGAAGAGCACGACGUCGAAUCGAUCCUCAGGUACGGUGCUGCCGAGCUGUUCAAGGACGACGCAGCAGACCGCGACAUCCAUUAUGACGACGCAUCGAUUGAGAAGCUGCUCGACCGCAGCCAGAUUGAGAAUACCCGCGCGGCCCCCGGCGAUGACUCUGCUGAGGGCCAGUUCAGUUUCGCACGCGUGUGGGCCAACGACACUGGCUCGCUGCAAGACGACCUUGACAUGGUGCAAGAGGAGACGGCUCCUGAUCCGGGUGUCUGGGACAAGAUCUUGAACGAGCGCCGCGCGCAGGCUGCUGCUGACGCGCUUGCACGCGCACAUGCCCUGGGCAGAGGCAAGCGUGCUCGGGUUAACGUCGACUACAUGACCGAGCAGGAGAAGGCCGACGCCGCGGCAGCGGACAGCGAGGAGGAAGCCGCACCGCCAGCGGUUAAGAUCGACAAGCGCAAGAAGAAGCGCCCCGACGACGAGAGCGAUACUGACUUCCAUGUCGACUCCGACGAAGACACUGAGGUCGAGCCCGAGGCAUCAGAAGGCGACGUGCAGCAAGAGCUCGCAGCCCCCAAGGCCAGCGACGUCAGCGGUCUGGUCAAGCAGUCACCCGCGCGACCAAAGGGCAACGAGCAGCUGCGCGUCCCUGCCCAGCCCAUCGCUCUGCCUUCGCAGGCCAGCCCUGCAAAGCCUCCCAAGAAAGAGAGCAGUGUAAAACCCUUCGUCCGCGCCCACCUCCCCAUCCGCUCGCCCUUCGAGCACACCCAAUCAAACAGCAUCCACAUCUGCGCCGCCUGCCGCAAGAACCACCCUCCAGGCGCAUGUGAGCUCAAAGCCGCGGGCGUCGAGCACUGCGGUCUUUGCGGCCUGGCCCACUUCGGCUACGGCCGCACAUGCCCACACAUUAGGUCGGAGACGCAGGUGCGCGAGAUGCUGGCCGCGCUCAAGAGAUCCCCCGAGAAAAGGGAACUCAUCGACCUCGCGACCAAGUACCUCCGCGGCGUCAAGGGCGCGCUGGUCCAGCAGAAGAAGCGCGAUCGCGAGCGUGCUGAGGGCAGGGGACAAGAUCUCAGCGCGACUAACGCCACCCUCGCGCUGGCUACGGGCGCCAGGCCCCUGGGCACCGCUGUCGGAGCUGCUGGUGCUCACAAACCCUCGGCUCCGGGUCUGUACGCCAAGAGUAGCCAGUAUAAGAUGUACCCUCUCCCUCCCCCGCCACAGCAGCAACAGCAGCAACAGCAGCAACAGCAGCAGCAGCAGCAACAGCAGCAACAGCAGCAACAGCAGCAACAGCAGCAACAGCAGCAGCAACAGCAGCAACAGCAGCAGCAACAGCAGCAACAGCAGCAGCAACAGCAGCAACAGCAGCAACAGCAGCAGCAGCAGCAGCAGCAGCAGCAAGGUUCGUCGUGAACUCCGACUCCGAUUUCGACGGCGACGGUGCCGAGUGCGCCGCAAAGGAUGUACUCGCAACUUCCACACCCGCCUUCUGCGCGGAUGCCGGGUGUUGCGGAUCCGCUGUUGGACGAGAAGGAUGUGGAGAGUGCGCUCAGGGGGUUUUUGCGGCAGUGAGGCUCGAUGGCGCGCGAAAUUGAGCAGGGGCGUGGGUAGUGACUCUCAUAGCAAUAGCCUCGCUCGGGUAGUAUGCAAGGUUAUAAAUAAACCCCCCAUCAGGCGCGGUGGGAAUCGAG